Molecule: messenger RNA, 1085 nt
Organism: Hyposmocoma kahamanoa
Lineage: Eukaryota; Metazoa; Arthropoda; Insecta; Lepidoptera; Cosmopterigidae
Exons: 2
Coding region: 10-681 (223 amino acids)
Source: RefSeq, a predicted model, not a curated record
GCGCUGCUCAUGGCGUCAGCACUAGCAGAAGAAACGCAACAAGAAUCGCAACAACAGCAGCUACAGAAUCAACAACAAUGGGUUCCGUACAACAUGAACGUGCAAUCGUGGGGGCAACAGGGAUAUGGGCAACAGGCAUUGGGACAGAUGCCACAGUGGGAUCAACAGUUCCAAGCGAGCGACUAUUCUGGAGGUUUUGACUACGGCAGCCACGGAGGUUCAAGUGGCUUCGAUUCUGGUGACUCUGGCCAUGGAUUUGGCGGUGAUUCCGGCCAUGGUUUCGGCGGACAGGACCUCAAAGUCCACUCUUACCCCGUCCAUCAACACAUUCACGAAGAAAGUCCGGAACCAGUCAAGCACUACAAAGAAAUAGUCGUACCCAUACCUAAGAACGUCGAGUUCAAAGUCCACCAGCCUGUUUUGAUUCCUGUACCACAUCCCGUACCUAUUCAAGUUCCAGUACCUAAAGCUGUAGUAAUUCCUAUUAUAAAAGAAGUGUCUAUUCCUGUCGAAAAAUCUGUACCUUACCCUGUAGAGAAGACUGUUCAUGUCCCUAGAUUCAAGGAUGUGCCUUUCAAGGUCUACAAGCACGUGAUUGUUGCAGUCGAAAAACCUGUACCUUUCAAGGUGCCAGUUUAUGAAACUAUUAUCCAUACAAAGAAAGGAUCACACAAGAUCUAAAUUUGUAUUUUGUAAAUCACAAAGCCGGUCUUUUCUGUCCUGAGACCUAAGGGUUAUGUGUUUACUGUUUUUGUUUAGUACGGUGAGCCACACGAUGAUACUUACAAAAAAGCUGUCAACAUUUUUGAAAAUUGAACGUUACGGAACGUUUAGUUUAUAAUAGUGAUAUUUCAAAAGUAAAUUUCGUGUGUGGUAUACCGUAAUUCAUGACUGAAUAUGGGCAUUUAAGUUAUAUUUCCAAAAGAACUUGUGUGCUCUAAAAUAGAAACUUCCUUCAAAGAUUUCUUCAAAAUCUGUUUGUCACCCUUAUUCUAAUUGUUAUCUUGUUUUUAACAUUGUUGUUAUUUUGUUUGUAAGCUGUUGUUUGUUUUAAGCGUUAUGUUGUCUGUUGUUGCGUGAAUGAG